This is a messenger RNA of Pneumocystis carinii B80, 367 nucleotides long. RefSeq lists its product as hypothetical. Gene Ontology annotation, biological process: mitochondrial electron transport, cytochrome c to oxygen. The coding region runs from base 154 to 348 and encodes 64 amino acids. NCBI's taxonomy places the organism in Eukaryota, Fungi, Ascomycota, Pneumocystomycetes, Pneumocystales, Pneumocystaceae. The transcript has 4 exons. The record is from RefSeq and is a predicted model, not a curated record.
UUUUUGAGUGAGGUUGAUCGAUAGUUAACCGUUUAAAAAUAAAAUUAUUAAUAUAGGUUGUAAUUAGAGGUGUUUUUGAGGGUUUAAAAGGGAUUAUUUCUAUUUUUUAUAGUUACUAAACGUAUCUACAUAUAAUAAUUGAGGAAUUUGAAGAUGCUUGGAAGAAAUAAAGUUCCAUAUUAUCAGAAAUUGUUUGAAGAAAAUGCUCAUCUUCCUGUUUAUUUUAGGAUGCCAAGAAGUAAGCUAAUAAUAUAUCCAUAUAUGGCAUUGUGGUGUUUUAGUUUAUUUGGAUCAUUAUGGGGUGUUAUGAGAUUGAUUAGGGUAUGUUUUUUUAAUAAUAAGAAUUAAUGUAAAGAUUUAAGGGUAC